Messenger RNA from Pneumocystis jirovecii RU7, 651 nucleotides. RefSeq names its product RNA polymerase II subunit B1 CTD phosphatase RTR1. The record is from RefSeq and is a predicted model, not a curated record. Lineage: Eukaryota; Fungi; Ascomycota; Pneumocystomycetes; Pneumocystales; Pneumocystaceae. The transcript is spliced from 2 exons. The coding region runs from base 1 to 651 and encodes 216 amino acids. Gene Ontology annotation, molecular function: RNA polymerase core enzyme binding; RNA polymerase II CTD heptapeptide repeat phosphatase activity. Gene Ontology annotation, cellular component: nucleus; cytoplasm.
AUGUCCGAGCUUCAAGCAAUUUUGUUAUUACUAAAUCCUGUAGAUUCUGCAACAUUAUGUGCAGUAGGAUCAAAGUUGAGGCCUCAGGACUAUGAAAAUGUAUUAUUAGAGCGUAAUUUGAAGAAGUUAUGUGGAUAUCCAUUAUGCCAUAAUCCUCCAAGAAAGCAGAAGCAACCUUAUAGGAUUUUGUAUAGCAAAUGUAAGAUUUAUGAUCAGAGAAAUUUAUUACGUUUUUGUUCCGUCAAUUGUUUUAAAAAAUCCGCAUUUUUCGCUGCACAACUGAAUCCAGAGCCUCUUUGGCUAAGAAAUGCUGAAGCAGUUUUGGACAUUCGUCUUUUAGAUGACCAAAUAGGUGGUUUUACGAGUACAUGUGAUGUUAAAUUGCAUAAAGAUAUCACUGAUCCAAGUUUAAAUAUUAUUAGCUCGAAUUUAAAUACAAAUGGUUUAUUUGCUACAAAACAUUCUAAUUUGCGUAUUUUACAUAGAACUUCACAGCUCAAUCCUUGUACGAGUUCCCUUAAUACAUCACUUCCUAUUAUUGAAAGAUUACCUCCAACGAUGAAGUCUAAUGUUGUAGAAAGGUUUCCUAAUGCAAAAGAUUAUGAGCAUAUUGAGGGUUUUGCUCCGCGAGUAGGCAAGUUGCCAAAAUGA